AUGUCAGAAUCUGAGGUGCUUUGGAUGCUUGCUGGUGGUGUAUCACUUUGGGUAGAUGGCCGGAGCUUCCCAAAUCCAUUAUGGAUGGAGGAGUUUGUGAUGCAGACCCAUGGUGCCCAACCAAAGUGGAAGUGGAUUCUGUCUCCAACAGCUCUCGCUGCUCUGCAGGAGAGGCAUCAUCCAGCCAGUCAUCCUUUUGGGACAACAGGAGGAGAAGGGGAGAGAAUGAGAUAG
Messenger RNA from Prunus armeniaca (apricot), 234 nucleotides. The record is from the annotation of a GenBank genome assembly. NCBI's taxonomy places the organism in Eukaryota, Viridiplantae, Streptophyta, Magnoliopsida, Rosales, Rosaceae.